This is a messenger RNA of Notodromas monacha, 606 nucleotides long. Lineage: Eukaryota; Metazoa; Arthropoda; Ostracoda; Podocopida; Cyprididae. The record is from the annotation of a GenBank genome assembly.
AUGUGGGGAGCCAGCAGAACUGGGUAUCGGAGAUCUCUACCUCCUGCGUACGAAGAUGGCGUUUCAGCUGUUCGUGCAAAGGCAAGCGACGGAUCAGCAUUGCCACUGCCGAGAUUGGUCUCUCGCGUUGUUCACGGCACGGAUUACAGAGAAGAAACCGGAGUGAACAUGCUUUUCGUCAUCUGGGGCCAGUUCGUCGACCAUGACAUGGAGUUCUCUGUUAACAUGCCCGCGGGGAUUGAUUGUUGCAACGGAACGACGAUGAAUCCCGAGUGCAUCCCACUUUAUAUUCCUCCUGGUGAUCAUUUCUAUGACGAGAAGAACAUAACUUGUUUGACGUUGGUCCGGGACACGGUCGCCCCUCAGGACAAACUUGGUCCGAGAGCGCAAUUGAACGGAAACACAGGAUUCAUCGACGGGUCUUUGAUCUAUGGAAGCACCGACGCUGACGCAAAACUCGUCAGAGGAAAUGGAAAACGGGGCAAACUCGAGGUAAUGAAGAUGUCGGAUGGCCGUCACAUGUUACCCGUGAAAUCUAGGAAGGCCUGUUCAGUCGCCAUGAAGCCAUCACCUGUCAAACGAUGUCCUUUCGGUGCAGGUACGUUC